Messenger RNA from Porites lobata, 12836 nucleotides. NCBI's taxonomy places the organism in Eukaryota, Metazoa, Cnidaria, Anthozoa, Scleractinia, Poritidae. The record is from the annotation of a GenBank genome assembly.
CAGCUGAUUGUCAGUAAGCUUCCUUUAUUUUGAUCAUAUUUGCUGCAUAUAAACAGAAGCUUACUUACAGGAAAAUUACUACAUGUACAUGCAUGUUCAAGAUCAAAAGGUUAUUUUGAAUUAUUUUUAUUUGAUCUGGUUUUGUUUCGAUUUUUUAGCUCAAGCUAGCGUAAAUGAUAAAUGCAGGAAUAAUCUGACUUGAACAAGGCUACUAACUUAAUCGUCUUCUGAUUCUGAAUAAAUUCUUCUGAUGCAAGCUUUUUAGUUGAUUACACCCUUUUAAACCAUUAAGACUGGUGUGAUAAUAGAAAUGAAUUUUGUUAUAACUGAUUAAGAAACUAACUUUUAAGUAAACAACAUCGGGUUUGAGUGAAGAACAGCUGUCUUGUGACUGCUAGUCAGCUAGUGGCCAUACAAGAACCUAAAGCGGUUGCUGAUAUUAUGUCCACAUGAGAAACUGAACCUGAAGAAAAUUAAAUCACAGCAUAAACUCACCAUUGGCUCUCUUGUCCCAAAAUGCAGAUAUAAUCCUUGAAUUACCCAACAGCUGACUUUAUAACACUGUAGCUGUUUGAAUGACUCAAGUGAUCAUCCUUGCUACUGUCUACUUGAUAGGGAUGUCACCAUUGGAGAGGCCCUCUUAGUGUGGUAUGUAUAUCCAUCCCUCGUCUAAAUUUCAAAUAUGACCGUUUUGCUCUUUGAGGAGGAGGCCAUGUCCCGGUAGGUAUUUAUCCAUCUUUACAUUGUUUGUUUCCAUUUCAUCUCGACUUUAUGUUGCUGUGUCAGGGUCUUGUUGCUUGAUGGUAUUUUUCCCUAACAGAGCGUCAUUAGACUCUUGACCUAACAGGGGAGUAGUGGCACUGACACCCCCACGUACAUGUACUGUACCUCAUGCUUAGUCAGGUGAAAAGAGCAUGUUGAGCUCUCUUCUGGCUCAAAUAGCCUGAACUUUGCAGUACCUAAAGUACUUAACUUCCUUAAGUCCCCUUUCCUGGGUUUUUUAGUUAUUCAGACAUGACAUUGGCCAGUUCUGUUUUCCUCGAAUGAAGCCUUACAAAUCGGCGGACUAUUAACCUUGUGUUUUCAACUUUUUCUGUUAUUAAAAAUAUAUUUAUUAUGAAAAAUCUGACUGAUUUCAGUAAAACAGUGGAAAUCGGUGUGGAUCCAUGCCUGUAUUUGGUGGUGUUUAUUCUCUUCUUGCUCAAAUAACCUGAACUUUGCAGUACCUAUCUUGCUUGUCUAACAACCUGACAUUACAAUAGUUGUUGAAUGCCUUUUCUAUUUUAUUUCAGAUUUAGCAUUUUAAAAUGCAUUGAAUAAAAUCAUGGUCAAUGAGAAACAAACAAACAGUAUGGAGAAUGGUUCUCGUCAGACUUCACACAACCAGGCUUGCCAUUUGGGUGGGAACACUUUUCAAGUGAGUAACCUUUGCUACAUUCUGCAGAGUCGCUUCAACAGCUAUUAAUGAGUAGCCUGUUCCCCAACUGAUGGUAUUUAAAAGUACAUUGUAAAAGUAACCAAGAACUUCAUCCCAUACUGUUCUAGAUAUGUGAGUGUUUCUUUAAAAACCCUAGUAUUAAAAUUUUUCCUACAUAUGGGAUUCAUUUUCUCUUUUCCAGUUUCCACUGACUAAUGUAAAAACCAGUAGAAAAGCUGCACUCGUAGGUAAUCCACACACCAAGUUUAGACGUUUGAAUGAUGGCAGAGUUAGAAAAAAGUUUAAGUCUUAGUCAGUGAAUGUAAGCUAUCGCUGUGUAUCAAUGAUUCAGCUCUGUAAUAAUAAUAAUAAUAAUAAUAAUAAUAAUAAUAAUAAAGGUCUCUAUUAAACACUCCAAACAACAGACAUGUUUAGUUACAAUGAUAUAAAUUUAGUCAUACAGAUAACUAAUUAACUAACGAGGUAACUAACUAACUUACCAGAGAACAAACAUCUAUUUACAAAAGUUGUCUUGAAAUGCUUAGUACUGACAGGUGGAAGAAUAUAGUUAUGACACCUCUUACGUAACAUAACCAUAGUUUGCUCCGGUGGCAGAAGGUCAUCCAAAGCUGUUGUUGAAUUGCUGUCGGUGAUUUUGUCCCAUAACUUCUUAUCUUUCAGGGCAAUAAUAUUUUCGAUAAAAAAAAACAGUUCUUUACAGUAACCAAGCUUAAAAGCUCUCUUGAACAGCCUGUCUAUGCGACUUAAGUAAUAAGCCCCCCCUUUUCAGAGGAGGAAAGUUAAUAAGCCCCCCCUCCCCCUCCCCCAAUCCUUAUUCUUCACAAAAAAUUAACGUGGACUGAUCAUUUAUGGUUUAUUCGUAAAAAUUACCAAAGAACAUGAGGCAGAAAGUACAUUUUUGAAGAAUAUGAAUUUUGUUUUUGUUACUUUUAGGCUCCCACAAGUGAAUUAAAUACUUUUGACAGUGACUUUAAUUGUACAACGCGUAAGUCUACUCUGUCUCAUACCACGGUAUUUUUGCUACUGGUGAUUCGUUUCGCUAAAUUAAAUAAGCCCCCCCUCUCUUUUAAGCCCCCCCCCCCUCAAAAGUGCUUGAAAAAAAUAAGCCCCCCGGGGGGCUUAAUAGAGGAUUUACAGUACUUAUGAUAAUACACACAGCCCCAUACUUCCACAGCAUAUGUAAAUAUAGGUAAGAUAAGAUUAGUAAAAAGAGGAUGAAGAUGAUCCAACGGCAAUCCAUAGAAUUUACAAACACAUGACAUGUACAAACAACUACUAGCUUUCGAUAGAAUAUUAUCUAAAUGUAAAUCCCAGUUACAUGGAUCGGACUGAAAAGUUACACCCAGCAACUUUAGACUGGGUUUCCAUUCUAUAGAAGCCAGAGGAACUGGUAAAGCCUUAGUGGAUUUGCCUUUAAGAAGCAUUGCCCACAUUUUCUUGAAGUUUAGUUGCUUACGGUUAACAGAUGUCCAUUCAACAAUGGAUUGGACCUGUAGCCUGACUAAUUGCACACAGUUUAAGCCUUGUUAUAUUGUAUAAUAAGGGUUGUAAUAUUUAAGGUGGCUCGACUGGAUAUUUUUAGGGGGAUACCUCCCAAGUUUGAGCCUUAACUACGUCGGCAUGAGUAAAGUUAUGGAAAAAAGGUUACCACAACUGUAUUGUAUAAAGAUGAAAAUUUCUUAUGAUCUGGGUUUUAUUGCAAUCGGAGUCGCCAUGGCAACAUAAUGACGCCAUUACGUUUUUCAUUUAUCUUUGUGUUUCUCUGUACCAGGAGUUUUUUGAAAAAAUCGCUUAAGGGAGUAUGUACAUGCCAUAAUUGCCUCCAUUAUGGCAAAGUUUGAAGAAAUUCUUCGAGAGCGUUUUCGAAACAUUUUGAAAUGCAGUUUUAAGAACCAUAAAAAAAGUGAAAUAGCAUGCUAGCAGCACAAUUUGCUAAUAUUUUAAGAAAAUGAUAAGCUUUGGGAAUGCGGCUUCAUCUCAUAGUGGAUUGAUUCCAUUGAAAACUGCACACAAAAAAAGAGGGGAAUUGCUCAGGGCGAUGGCGAGUAAGAAGGAUGUUAUUAACUUGCACUCACAUGCUUUUGAUACAGUUUUUGGAGGUAAUUUGGUCCAUGCCUAAAAAUUUCGCAUUUUUCCAAAAACCGCUCGAUAAAUUUUUUUAUAAAUUCGACAAUUCCGAGAUCAAUCGUCAAGAAAUAUUCCCUGCAAGUUUUAAGAACAUUGAAAACAGGGAAGGCUUUUAAAUAGGGCCUCAAAUAUUCACUCCUCAUUAUUCACUCCUCCUUCAUAUUCGUCCUCAUUAUUCACUGGCAUUGUUUUCAAGUUUCAUAUACACGUGCACAUUUAGCAAAAAGAUAGAAUUUGCAUCAAAAAGGACCCUCGGUUAAAUCUCCGGGAUAUGCUAAUUAACGGGUAAAGAGGUUAGUGAUACAUUAUAACAUCAGAGCAACUCUUUGUGAGAGCUUCUGUGAUGUUAUAACCCAAGUAAGAUAAUUAAGUAUUGCAUCCUACACGAUGAGCCGUGACGUUCACCGUUUCGGCUCUCACUGCUAUCUGUGACGACAAGCCAAUUAUUAGCAUAUACCGGAUAUUUCUUCGGAAAGUAAUCGAGAGUUCUUUUUGAUGCAAAUUUAUAUCUUUUGCUAGUUGUGCACGUGCAUAUGAAACUUGAAAACAAUGCCAGUGAAUAAUGAGGACGCUCACUUGUAAACACAAAAUCUGGGGGGAAAAUUGGUUAUGUUUGAGUCCCUAUUUAAAAGCCUUCCCUGUUUUCAAUGUUUUUUAAACUUGCAGGGAAUAUUUCUUGACGAUUGAUCUCGGGAUUGUUGAAUUUAUAAAAAAAUUUAUUGAGCGGUUUUUGGAAAAAUGCGAAAUUUUUAGGCAUGGACCAAAUUAGCUCCAAAAACUGUAUCAAAAGCAGCUGAAUGCAAGUUAAUAAAAUUCUUCUUACUCGCGAUCGCCCUGAGCAAUUCCCCUCUUUUUUUGUGUGCAGUUUUCAAUGGAAUCAAACCACUAUGAGAUGAAGCCACAUUCCCAAAGCUUAUCAUUUUCUUAAAAUAUUAGCGAAUUGUGCUGCUAGCAUGCUAUUUCACUGCUUUGAUGAUUCUUAAAACUGCAUUUCGAAAUAUCUCGAAAACGCUCUCAUAGAAUUUCUUCAAACUUCGCCAUAAUGGAGGCAAUUAUGGCAGGCACAUACUCCCUUAAGCGAUUUCUUCAAAAAACUCCUGGUACGGAGAAACACAACGAUAAAUGAAAAACGUAACGACGUCAUUACAUUGCCAUGGCGACUCCGAUUGUAAUAAAACCCAGAUCAUAAGAAAUUUUCAUCUUUAUAUAAUACAGUUGUUGUAACCUUUUUUCCAUAUCUUUACUCAUGCCGACGUAGUUAAUGCUCAAACUUGGGAGGUAUCAACCCCGAAAAUUCCAGUCGAGCCACCUUAAGCACUUCAUGGAAAGAAGAUCCCAUUUUUUUCUGGUUGAUCAGCAGCUCCAUCAAAGCAAAAUUUUGGGGUGAAAGGCAUGGAUCUAGGAUAAAUACUGACCAAUUUCCUAAAUGAGGGCCGAAGGUGCAAGCUUCUAGGUGACCUAGGGGCAUGCUCUUCCAGGAAAUGCUUUUAACUUCCUAAAGUGUCCCCUUUCCUGGGUUUUUGAGUCAUUCAGACAUGACAUUGGCCAGUUGUGUUCUCCUCCGAUGAAGCCUUGCAAAUCGGCAGACUAUUAACCUCUUGAUUUCAACUUGGAAAGUUUUUUCUUUUAAAAAAAUAUAUUUAUCUUGAAAGAUCUGACUGAUUUCCAUAAAAUGGUGGAAAUCGGUGUGGAUCCAUGCCCGUAUUUAGUGGUGUUUAUUCAAGAUUACACUCAGAAGGAAAGCUGUUUGUUGAGACCUUUAGGUAAUCCAUACUUUUCACUAAAAAGGGAAUUCAUUGUAACUUCCUGUAUUGGCAGUAGCAGAGUGAAGCAGUGUCCACAAUGGGCCAUUUCUUAGUUCCUCCGGGUCCCUGAAUCAAAACGAGGAUAAGUGAUCAGCCUUUGAUAUGAAAAUGACUUUUCAUUCUCACGCAAAUAAAACUCAUUUUCAUGAGAAAGGUGGUGCACUUGGCCUCCUUUUGAAAGUGAGGGUUUUGGGAACUCAGAAAUGGUCUAUUGAAAAGCUGUUUAUCAUACAGUUGAUAUAGGUUGAAGGUGAAGUGAAUGCUAUGUCUGAAAAACAAACUUUGUGUUAACAAAAUUAUAGACUUUAUAUUCUUCAUAUCAAAUCAAGUUAAAACAAGUGAAAGAACUGAUUUUAAUAAUGAGAACAGUUAGUCGGGAAUUUUCUACAUUUGCUUUUCCACAAACCACCAUUUUUGAAUCCUGGGGCAUCAUUUGACUGCUGCCACUGAUACAUUGUACAAAUUAAUGUUGCUUCGUGACAAUGCUGGGAACAAAUGAUGUAUUAUCAAUUCAAAAUAUCAGCAUGCAGAAAAUUGAGGGGGGGGGGGGUCUGUCAGCAUGCAGAAAAUUGAAGAGCAAUAGGCCCAUCAGAUCAUACUUACUUUUUACUACUUAACAAAGUGCUUUGAAUUUUGAACUUAAUUUUCCACCACAAAAGGAUCACCUACAGCAUACAUUUUCUGGUUUAAUCCUUUGAGGGCAGGUGGAGUCAUUUUCAGUUCUUAUGCAAUAAUGUAGAUUAUGCAUUUCUGAACCCACUUAGCUUUCAGUAUAGCAAUUAAGGUGAUUAGCAGUGAAUUAAGGAAGGACAGAUCUUUCCACAGGUACCUCAUUUUGGAAACUAUGACCAAUCCUGCCAGAGUUACACAAAAUCCCUUCAAACAUUUUUGCGGAAAAUACACUGCUAUUUUUUCUGUUCACGUUGCUACUCUUUCCAAGUUAAAUUUGCCCCUUUCCAGGAAAGUUAGCCAGCCACAAUUCCAUUGGAAAGAAAGACAAUUAAUUGUGCAAGAAAACUAGACAUCAAAGGAAAGAAAGAGAACAAGAACAAAAUUCCUAGUAGAUUUGCGAAAGAAAAAAGAACUCAAAUUUCGCUUAUGCAUGUGCGCCAAUAACAAAAUUGGAGCGUAAUUACAUCCAAUUACCAGGAAAAUAUACCUUAAUGGUUUCGCUACUAGCUGGCCGUCGGUCAAGGGUUAAAAUAAAACUUGCUUAGCAUUUCAUCUCUUAACCAUAAAAUACGUCGCCUAAUCACAGGCUUUUAAUCAAAAGUGCUUCCAACGAAGUUAACUAUAAAACAUAUGAAGGGCAUGUAACGGCAGAAAUUAUUAAAUAGGUAAACAUUUCAUAGCUGACAUAGCCUAACAGGCGAUAUUUUUUCACGUAAUGGUGUCAUUACAUUGCCAUGGCGACUCCGAUUGUAAUAAAACCCAGAUCAUAAGAAAUUUUCAUCUUUAUAUAAUACAGUUGUUGUAACCUUUUUUCCAUAUCUUUACUCAUGCCGACGUAGUUAAUGCUCAAACUUGGGAGGUAUCAACCCCGAAAAUUCCAGUCGAGCCACCUUAAGCACUUCAUGGAAAGAAGAUCCCAUUUUUUUCUGGUUGAUCAGCAGCUCCAUCAAAGCAAAAUUUUGGGGUGAAAGGCAUGGAUCUAGGAUAAAUACUGACCAAUUUCCUAAAUGAGGGCCGAAGGUGCAAGCUUCUAGGUGACCUAGGGGCAUGCUCUUCCAGGAAAUGCUUUUAACUUCCUAAAGUGUCCCCUUUCCUGGGUUUUUGAGUCAUUCAGACAUGACAUUGGCCAGUUGUGUUCUCCUCCGAUGAAGCCUUGCAAAUCGGCAGACUAUUAACCUCUUGACUUCAACUUGGAAAGUUUUUUCUAUUGUUAAAAAUAUAUUUAUUAUGAAAAAUCUGACUGAUUUCUGUAAAAUGGUGGAAAUCAGUGUGGAUCCAUGCCUGUAUUUGGUGGUGUUUAUUCAAGAUUACACUCAGAAGGAAAGCUGUUUGUUGCUGGUAAUCCAUACUUUUCCCUAAAAAGGGAAUUCAUUGGAACUUCCUGUAUUGGCAGCAACAGAGUGAAGCAGUGUCCACAAUUGGCCAUUUCCGAUUCCCUGAAUCAAAACGAGGUUAAGUGCUCAGCCUUUGAUAUGAAAAUGAGUUUUCAUUCUCAUGCAAACAAAACUCAUUUUCACAAGAAAGGUUGUGCACUUGGCCUCAUUUUGAAAGUGAGGGUUUUGGGAACUCAGAAAUGGCCCAUUAAAAAGCUGUUUAUUAUACGGUUGAGAUGGGUUGAAGGUGAAGUGAAUGCUACGUCUUAAAAACAAACUUUGUUUUAACUAAUAGACUUUAUAUUCUUCAAAUCAAAAUCAAGUUAAAACAAGUGAAAGAACUGACUUUAAUAAUGAGAACAGUUAGUCAGGAAUUUUCUACUUUUGCUUUUCCACAAACCACCAUUUUUGAAUCUUGGGGCAUGAUUUGACUGCUGCCACUGAUACAUUGUACAAAUUAAUGUUGCUUCUUGACAAUACUGGGAGCAAAUGAUGUAUUAUCAAUUCAAAAUAUCAGCAUGCAGAAAAUUGAGGGGGGGGGUGGGGUCUGUCAGCAUGCAGAAAAUUGAAGAGCAACGACAUCGAUGGGUCCAGUGGGGGAGGGCUACUGACCACUGACCCCUAGGCCCCUCCCAUCAAUAGGCCCAUCAGUACUUACUUUUCACUACUUAACAAAGUGCUUUGAAUUUUGAACUUAAUUUUCCACCACAAAAGGAUCACCUACAGCACUCAUUUUCUGGUUUAACCCUUUGAGGGCAGGUGGAGUCAUUUUCAAUUCUUAUGCAAUAAGGUAGAUUAUGCAUUUCUGAACCCACUUAGCUUUCACUAUAACAAUUAAGGUGAUUAGCAGUGAAUUAAGGAAGGACAGAUCUUUCCACAAGUACCUCAUUUUGGAAACCAGGACCAAUCUUGCCAAACAGUUUUGGGAAAAAUACACUGCUAUUUUCUCUGUUCACGUUGCUACUCUUUCCAAGUUAAAUUUGCCCCUUUCCAGGAAAGUUAGCCAGCCACAAUUCCAUUGGAAAGAAAGACAAUUAAUUGUGCAAGAAAACUAGACAUCAAAGGAAAGAAAGAGAACAAGAACAAAAUUCCUAGUAGAUUUGCGAAAGAAAAAAGAACUCAAAUUUAAACUUAUGCAUGUGCGCCAAUAACAAAAUUGGGCGUAAUUACAUCCAAUUACCAGGAAAAUAUACCUUAAUGGUUUCGCUACUAGCUGGCCGUCGGUCAAGGGUUAAAAUAAAACUUGCUUAGCAUUUCAUCUCUUAACCAUAAAAUACGCCGCCUAAUCACAGGCUUUUAAUCAAAAGUGCUUCCAACGGUUAACUAUAAAACAUAUGAAGGGCAUGUAACGGCAGAAAUUAUUAAAUAGGUAAACAUUUCAUAGCUGACAUAGCCUAACAGGCGAUAUUUUUUUUUCACGUAAUGGCGUCAUUACAUUGCCAUGGCGACUCGAUUGUAAUAAAACCCAGAUCAUAAGAAAUUUUCAUCUUUAUAUAAUACAGUUGUUGUAACCUUUUUCCAUAUCUUUACUCAUGCCGACGUAGUUAAUGCUCAAACUUGGGAGGUAUCAACCCGAAAAUUCCAGUCGAGCCACCUUAAGCACUUCAUGGAAAGAAGAUCCCAUUUUUUUUCUGGUUGAUCAGCAGCUCCAUCAAAGCAAAAUUUUGGGGUGAAAGGCAUGGAUCUAGGAUAAAUACUGACCAAUUUCCUAAAUGAGGGCCGAAGGUGCAAGCUUCUAGGUGACCUAGGGGCAUGCUCUUCCAGGAAAUGCUUUUAACUUCCUAAAGUGUCCCCUUUCCUGGGUUUUUGAGUCAUUCAGACAUGACAUUGGCCAGUUGUGUUCUCCUCCGAUGAAGCCUUGCAAAUCGGCAGACUAUUAACCUCUUGACUUCAACUUGGAAAGUUUUUUCUAUUGUUAAAAAUAUAUUUAUUAUGAAAAAUCUGACUGAUUUCUGUAAAAUGGUGGAAAUCAGUGUGGAUCCAUGCCUGUAUUUGGUGGUGUUUAUUCAAGAUUACACUCAGAAGGAAAGCUGUUUGUUGCUGGUAAUCCAUACUUUUCCCUAAAAAGGGAAUUCAUUGGAACUUCCUGUAUUGGCAGCAACAGAGUGAAGCAGUGUCCACAAUUGGCCAUUUCCGAUUCCCUGAAUCAAAACGAGGUUAAGUGCUCAGCCUUUGAUAUGAAAAUGAGUUUUCAUUCUCAUGCAAACAAAACUCAUUUUCACAAGAAAGGUUGUGCACUUGGCCUCAUUUUGAAAGUGAGGGUUUUGGGAACUCAGAAAUGGCCCAUUAAAAAGCUGUUUAUUAUACGGUUGAGAUGGGUUGAAGGUGAAGUGAAUGCUACGUCUUAAAAACAAACUUUGUUUUAACUAAUAGACUUUAUAUUCUUCAAAUCAAAAUCAAGUUAAAACAAGUGAAAGAACUGACUUUAAUAAUGAGAACAGUUAGUCAGGAAUUUUCUACUUUUGCUUUUCCACAAACCACCAUUUUUGAAUCUUGGGGCAUGAUUUGACUGCUGCCACUGAUACAUUGUACAAAUUAAUGUUGCUUCUUGACAAUACUGGGAGCAAAUGAUGUAUUAUCAAUUCAAAAUAUCAGCAUGCAGAAAAUUGAGGGGGGGGGUGGGGUCUGUCAGCAUGCAGAAAAUUGAAGAGCAACGACAUCGAUGGGUCCAGUGGGGGGGGGGGAGGGCUACUGACCCCUAGGCCCCUCCCAUCAAUAGGCCCAUCAGUACUUACUUUUCACUACUUAACAAAGUGCUUUGAAUUUUGAACUUAAUUUUCCACCACAAAAGGAUCACCUACAGCACUCAUUUUCUGGUUUAACCCUUUGAGGGCAGGUGGAGUCAUUUUCAAUUCUUAUGCAAUAAGGUAGAUUAUGCAUUUCUGAACCCACUUAGCUUUCACUAUAACAAUUAAGGUGAUUAGCAGUGAAUUAAGGAAGGACAGAUCUUUCCACAAGUACCUCAUUUUGGAAACCAGGACCAAUCUUGCCAAACAGUUUUGGGAAAAAUACACUGCUAUUUUCUCUGUUCACGUUGCUACUCUUUCCAAGUUAAAUUUGCCCCUUUCCAGGAAAGUUAGCCAGCCACAAUUCCAUUGGAAAGAAAGACAAUUAAUUGUGCAAGAAAACUAGACAUCAAAGGAAAGAAAGAGAACAAGAACAAAAUUCCUAGUAGAUUUGCGAAAGAAAAAAGAACUCAAAUUUCGCUUAUGCAUGUGCGCCAAUAACAAAAUUGGAGCGUAAUUACAUCCAAUUACCAGGAAAAUAUACCUUAAUGGUUUCGCUACUAGCUGGCCGUCGGUCAAGGGUUAAAAUAAAACUUGCUUAGCAUUUCAUCUCUUAACCAUAAAAUACGUCGCCUAAUCACAGGCUUUUAAUCAAAAGUGCUUCCAACGAAGUUAACUAUAAAACAUAUGAAGGGCAUGUAACGGCAGAAAUUAUUAAAUAGGUAAACAUUUCAUAGCUGACAUAGCCUAACAGGCGAUAUUUUUUCGCGUGUUCUCGGAGAGCGAAGGCAAUCGCAAAGCGAGGGAGGCGCCUAAAACACGUGCGAAGGGGAACUGCGCCCUUCGCUCGCUUCACGCUUCCCUUCGCUCUCUAAACAAAAGCCAAAAAAUAAUGCUGUUAUGCAGCCUAGAGACAACAAGACAAGACAAGACAUUUAUCAUCAUAAUAUUGCAAGUACAAUUUUUUGGCACGCUGUUAGCAAUAAAACGCUAGUCGAGGCGUGCCAUACAGUGGACUCCAUUACUAAAAUUCUUGGAUCCAUUUCUUGAACAUAUUAUGUAUUCAUGUCCAAUUUCUAGUUCAUCGAGUCCAUCUUAGCAAAAGAAUAUGUGACAUUUUUGGAAUUCGUUUCUUAUAAGUUGAUGUCAAUUUCUUUCACACUGGCUCCGUCUCUCCGGCAGAGAGUUGAAGUUGAAAUUGAUAUUCAGUCCUUUCGGCUGAACGGUUCCAAGCUGGAAAGUCACCGUCAUUUCACGCACCCGGACAUCAGAAAUACUGAACGAAACCUCAGGAAUUGUUUUAGCGAACAUUUGCAAAGUAUACGCAACAACACUCCUGGGUUUCCUGUGGCCCAACAUUUCAACUCCACGGGCCACAGUAUUUCUGAUGUUCAGGUGCGUGUUGUAACUCAAUAUCAUCCUAUCAGCUAUCUAUAAAGUAACUUUUUGUUCCUUGCAGGGAAACGUGGUGAUCAAGUCAGAACCAAUCGAUGAACCAAACAUGAUCUCUUUGUCGGACAUCGUAUCUGAAAUACAGAGUCAGGAGUAUUGGAGAAAUAACCAAGAUCAAACGCAUUGCACUUCGACUUGUUCCCUGGCCGAUGAAGCCUCCGCUCUCGUUGCCGAAAAACACUCUAAAGAAAGAAAAAGUAAUGAGAAUGACGCAGCCACUGACGUUUCAAAGACUCCUAGAACCGAACAAAGUGAUGUGACUCGUGCGUGCACUUUUGCAACUUCCCUGACCGAUGAAACCUCUGGACUCGUUGCUGAAAAACGCUCUCAACAAAGUGAAAGUAAUGGGAAUAACACAGUCAGUGGCACUUCAAAGACACCCAGCACAGAACAAAGUGAUGCGACUCGUCUGUUUAAAUGCUCUAAAUGUCAAAAAAGUUUCAAUAAGAAAGGAAAUCUCAAGCGACAUUUCAAUUCACACUGUAAUGAAAAACCAACUUCUAAGUGCAGUCAGUGCGGCAAGUGUUUUGCAAAGGCGUGGCAUCUGAAGGUGCAUUUUAGAAGACACACCGGCGAGAAGCGUUUCAGGUGUAAAGAAUGCAGCAGGUGUUUUGUACAGCUCUCUACUUUGCAGAUGCACGAGAGAGUUGUGCACGGUGGACAAAAACCUUUCCAGUGUGACCAAUGUGACGAGGGCUUUAGGAACUCGCAGCAUCUCUCAAAUCACAUAAAAGCAAAGCAUUCAGGUGAAAAGCCUUAUAAAUGCACUUACUGUAGCUUGCAAUUCAAACAGCAGUCCAACCUCAAGGUACAUGUGAGAAUACACACAGGCGAGAAACCUUUUGUAUGUAAAACAUGUGGCAAGAGUUUUACACGAGCAUCGGGGCUGACUGAUCACAAGAGACACCACACUGGUGAAAAACCGUUCAAAUGUUCGUGGUGUGAAAAAAGGUUCGGCCAGUCACAGCACCUCAACAGGCACUUUAAGGACAAACAUAUGGGAGUAAAACCUUUCAAAUGUAACCUCUGUAAAAAGAGUUUCUCCCAGGCUUCGAAUCUUCACACGCAUAAAAGGAUACACUCGGGUGAGAGGCCUUAUAGCUGCGAUGAAUGCGAAAAGAGAUUUAAGGAUCGUGCAUCCCUUCAAGCACAUAAAAGAACUCAUACAGGCGAGAAACCUUAUAAGUGCACCCAAUGCGACAAGAGUUUCAGGCAAGCGCAACAUCUGAGAAGACACGUGAAA